Molecule: messenger RNA, 3846 nt
Organism: Cyprinodon tularosa
Lineage: Eukaryota; Metazoa; Chordata; Actinopteri; Cyprinodontiformes; Cyprinodontidae
Gene: prkar1b
Product: protein kinase, cAMP-dependent, regulatory, type I, beta
Exons: 10
Coding region: 415-1386 (323 amino acids)
Biological process (GO): regulation of protein phosphorylation
Cellular component (GO): cAMP-dependent protein kinase complex
Molecular function (GO): cAMP-dependent protein kinase regulator activity
Source: RefSeq, a predicted model, not a curated record
AGCAUCUCCGAGCCGCUCUGCCUUUCCGAUCAGACUCUUGUCUCACCCAGUUGUCAUAGUGACGGAGGGCAGCAAGAAGAGCCCGCUCACUGCGCCACCUGAUUGUGAGUGUGAGAGCGAGAGAACCAGACAGAGGGCAGAAAGCAGGCGACACAGAAGCGUGCUGCGGCAGCCAUGGAGAGCCAGGUUCUUUUUCUGCUGUGAUCAGUGUUUUCAUUGUCGUGGGGACCGCAGAAUCUCCUCCGCUCUUUGUAAGACUAUAUAUGUGCUUUUAAAGGGAAGAUGCUGACAUGCUGUGGCAUGUGUGUCAGGUGUAAAUAGGAAGGAAAUCCAUGUGUGCUGAUUCCUAUGAAAGCACGGUGAGAGUUGAUGCUGGGGCACACACAGCAGGCCUGACCAGGGGCCCUAUGUGCCAUGGAAGAAUGCAAGCAGAUUAUGGCACGGCAGAAGUCUAACAGCCAGUCAGACUCCCAUGACGAUGAGGUUUCUCCUCCUCCUCCAAACCCGGUCGUCAAGGCCCGGCGCCGCAGGGGAGGAGUCAGCGCCGAAGUGUACACCGAGGAGGACGCCGUCAGCUAUGUUCGCAAGGUGAUUCCAAAGGACUACAAGACCAUGACUGCCUUGGCCAAGGCCAUCUCCAAGAAUGUGCUGUUUGCUCACCUAGAUGACAACGAGAGAAGUGACAUAUUUGAUGCCAUGUUCCCGGUCACCCACAUUGCAGGGGAAACGGUCAUCCAGCAAGGCGAUGAAGGAGACAACUUCUAUGUGAUUGACCAAGGUGAAGUGGACGUGUAUGUGAAUGGUGAGCUGGUGACCAACAUCGGUGAGGGAGGAAGUUUUGGUGAGCUGGCCCUGAUCUAUGGCACUCCCAGAGCUGCCACUGUUAAGGCCAAAACUGAUCUUAAGCUGUGGGGCAUCGACAGAGACAGCUACCGCCGCAUCCUCAUGGGAAGUACUCUGAGAAAGAGAAAGAUGUAUGAAGAGUUCCUCAGUAAGGUCUCCAUCCUUGAGUCUUUGGAUAAGUGGGAGCGCCUGACUGUGGCUGAUGCUCUGGAGCCUGUUCAGUUUGAAGACGGGGAGAAGAUUGUGGUGCAGGGAGAGCCUGGAGAUGACUUCUUCAUUAUUACAGAGGGAAUUGCCUCCGUUCUGCAGCGCAGAUCUGACAAUGAAGAGUAUGUGGAGGUCGGACGCCUUGGGCCCUCUGACUACUUUGGCGAGAUCGCCCUGCUGCUGAACCGCCCCCGAGCAGCCACCGUUGUCGCCCGUGGGCCCCUCAAGUGCGUGAAGCUGGACCGACCCCGCUUUGAGCGCGUGCUGGGGCCGUGCUCUGAGAUCCUCAAGAGGAACAUCCAGAGAUACAACAGCUUCAUCUCCCUCACAGUGUGAGGGUCCCCUCCCACUCCACCAGCAGGGUGUGCACCAUCAUCAGCAGCAUCACAGGUCUAGCGUAAGGGUUGUUAACUGGGGGGUGUGAGGACACAGUGUGGGAAACGGGGAUUUUAAAUCUAAAUGACACAAAAAGCUUGUUUCCUACCUUUGAUUCUUUCAUUUAUCGCUUUUUUUUUUACUUGUGCACUUUGACUCUAUCUUUGUCAUGUAGCUUUAUGUCAUAAACAGCGCAGGAGCAGAAAAAAAGCUGAACAAGGACAGAAACCAUCGAAUUCAUGAAGUUAUGAGUCAUGAUGCACGUGGGGGACUCGUACAAAAAUGGUGUUUGCACUUUGAUGUAUUUUAGAGAGCAUGUGGAUACCUUCAGGAAUCACAGAGGAAGUGAGGUCAUGUUUACGCACAGCGGGAGAAAGUGGCGUCACAUUUCUAUGCUCGCUGGAUGUCGUUGCGUUUUAAUGGAUUUUAUUUUCACCUCUACCUGUUGGUUGUAUCAUUUCUCUAUCAAAACAGAAAGGCAUUACACAAGUCUUUGUUCGCUGAAAUGUACUGUAGUCAGACAGGUAUGAAGAACACUUUUUUUUUUUCUGUUUUGUUAUUUUCUUUGCUUCUAAAGGAUGCUUUCAGUUCGAUUAACAGGUUAAAGGUGAUUAAAUGUAGCUUGGGACUGGUUUGUAGAUUGUUUUUAAUACUGAAGUGAAACAAUAAUGAACGUUAAAAUAUCUUGAGUUAAAACUUGUACUGUCUGUGCAUCGAGGGUGUGAUAUAGCUCAUUGUUGCUUUUAGCUUCACUGGUUUCCGUAUGCUUGCUGUUUUGGAGCCAACUUAGGUCUAAAAAGUCUAAAAUAGACAAUUUUUAACUCAUUAACUUUAACGUUUCUUAAUUUUUCCAUUAAAACCUUCUCGCCUACUUUCUGCUGCUUCCAGCUCCCCCCUUAGAGGUGCACAGAUCAGAAUUUUUAAGGCUGAUUUUCAAAUUAAGCAUUUGGGAUGUUUAGUUUUACGCCCCCACACACACCAUCUUGCUCAAAUAAACAUUGAACCUCAUCCAGCCAGCCUUGUCAGAGAUCCACUUUUUUUAAUCUUCAUAAUUAAUAUUUUGACUGCAGAUCCGGGCAAGUUCAGACUAGAAGCUAUUUACCUGUAGCCAUUUCCCCAACUUAUAAAGAUCUGCUCACAUCUGCCUUAAGUCAGACACACUUAGUUUGAUUCCAGGUAUAGUCUUUAACAUGUGACCUCCAUAAAUUAAAAUAUUUGUAGUAACGAUGACACACUCUGGAAUAAAUUUGCCAGACUGCUAAAAUUUCAGCCGCUCUUUCAUUGGAAGGCAAGUUUUCUAUGUAGAGUUGACUUAAAAGAAGGAGUUAAGGAUGUGGAAAAGGAAAGAUUUUUGACGUUCUUAAACUUUGAGAAAUAGAAAAGUAAUAUUUGUUUUUUCCCUCAUAAAAGUUUAGACACUGCUCGAUAUAUACUGUAGGUUGUCUUUUUUUAUAGAGAGAACUGUGUUCUCCCUUAUUACUGGCCUUAAAGAUUGGUUUUGGCACCUGGCUUCUGUGUCACCUCAUAAUAAUUCCCCAGUGAAACAGAAAGACAGUGAUUUCUAACUAAAACUUAAGGCACUCUGAUUUAUUUUUUUUUUUUUUACAAUCUUUCACUGUUACAUUAUGCUAGUAAAAUAAAAGUGGAUGUUUUUGUAGACCUCUGUAAUCGUGGUUUAUAAAAGCACAACUAAUAAUCCUAUAACUGAGUGGGUUGUAUAGCUGAGCUAUUUAUCCUGAUCAACAUAUAAAGUGUAAGAAGUUGGCUAAAUAGAAUAAUUGGGGUGAGCCCAAUUAAGCAGAUCUUCUUAUAUAAUUAUAAUCUUUCCUCAGCCUGUGAAAAACUCCACCGUCACCAAUGAGCGACAUCAGACUUUUCACACACAGAUGGUACCUAUUUGGAAUUUUCAUUUCAUUCCCGAUUUUAACUCUUCCGUCAGAUUAGUUGUUAGAUCAACAAAUAUUCUGUGAUUUUAAAGUUUCUUUUUUUUUUUUUCUUCAAAGGUUCAGUGGUGUUCUCUCCACACCACUAAACCUUCUAAGCUGACAUUGUCUCAGGACUGAAUGAAUAUAUAUUCAACACGCACAUCUUACCUGUGGCUUGUUUUCUGAGCACAUUCUUGUUUGAUGUUUUAAUGCUUUCGGGCCACUUUGGAGUUUAAAACUUUGGGGGCAGCACAGUAAUCCGAUUUAGAUAUUUUCAAAUGAUCUGGAUAAGAGAGUUGAGAAAACGAAGAACUUGUGUUGAUUUCCUUUAAUUUAGAGGUGUGUCAACAUUGCACAACUGACCAGAUGUUGUAAAACUGGGACCUCCUGAAAAAGAGUCUUUCUGUAUUUCACUUUCUCUGUAUCUUUUUUUUUUUUUCAACUAUCAAACCAUCUCUGGCAAAUAAAUAAAUAAAGAUAAGCUUCUGAACUCUUA